UCCAUGUCCAAGUCACUCCCUUAAGAAACACUCGAAAAACCAAAACCAGAACGACGAAACGCAUACCUCAGUCUCCCCGAAAACGGCCAUGGAACCCUAGGAGAGCCCGAACGAACGGAGACGAACACGACAUAGUAACUGAACUGCUUGCGCUCGCUCGCUCGCUCUCGCUCCAUAUCUUCGGAUUCUUCUUCCAUGGCGACCGCCAGAAACUACAUUUGCCGGCCAAGCUACCGGUUCCUCGACGCCGACCUCGCCGCCUCCGCGUCCCGCGACUCCUCCUCCUUCGAACUCGACGAGUCCGACCUCUACAGCUCCCCCCGCCCCGACUCCCCCGACUCGCGCGGCGACCGGCCCGCUCCCAACGCCCGGAUCCGCAAGAAGCCGUCCGCCGCGAGGCACCCCUCGCUGCCGGUGAACGUGCCGGACUGGCCGAAGAUCCUGAGGGGGGAGUACAGGGAGAACCGGCGGCGGGACAGCUUGGAGAACGGCUUCUUCGACGACGACGACGACGACGACGACGCCAAGGACGACGGGGUAGAAGAGGACGGGGGUCGCGGCGGAAAUGGUGGGGGGCGGAGGGAUAGGAGGUGGGUGCCGCCGCACGAGCUCGCGGCGAGGACGGCGAGGACGGCGACGGCGACGGCGUCGUCGUCGUCGGUGACGCUGAAGGGAAGGGACUUGAGCAGAGUCCGGAACGCCAUCUGGGCCAAAACCGGUUUCCAGGAUUGAUGAACUUCUGAGGGAGGGAUCGUCAUUUUCUUCCUUUUCCGAGAUUUCUAAUUCGAAGAUUUUUUUUUUCUUUCUUUUUUUCCUUAAUUGAUUUUUUUAGUUAUUGCAUGGCA
Molecule: messenger RNA, 845 nt
Organism: Syzygium oleosum
Lineage: Eukaryota; Viridiplantae; Streptophyta; Magnoliopsida; Myrtales; Myrtaceae
Product: protein S40-4-like
Exons: 1
Coding region: 196-732 (178 amino acids)
Source: RefSeq, a predicted model, not a curated record